AUGCUUGUUCAGAAUCUAACGGCAGUGAGAAAGCUUUGUCUUGAUGCAGUAGACAUGUCCAUGGUUUCACCCAUCUCCUUCGCAAAUUUGUCUUCUUCUUUGACACGUUUAAGAGUUUCUGCCUGUUCCUUAAGGGGAAGGUUUCCAGAUAUUGUUUUCCGACUUCCUAGCUUUACUAUUCUCUUUGCAAAUUCCAAUCCCCUCAUGUCCGGGAGUCUUCCCAAAUCCAAUUGGACCGGUCCUCUUGCGUACUUGUCUCUUGAAGGUACAAGCUUUUCAGGAGAAAUACCCGGUUCAAUCGGCAACAUGAAGAGGUUGACGGUUUUAGUUCUUAGUGAUUGCAGAUUCACAGGACACAUCCCCUCAUCACUGUGGAAUCUCGAGCAACUCCAAAUUUUAUAUCUAGCCGGGAAUAACUUUAGCGGGGUCGUAGAUUUCGAAAACUUCACAAAGUUUAAAAGUCUCCAAAUGCUUAAUGUUUCCCUAGAGCUAAAUCUAACCCACGACACCCUGGAGUAUACAUUCCCGAUGCUCGAAGUGUUGGGGUUGCCUUCUUGCAACUUGACCAAGUUCCCCCCUUUCUUGAGUUCGUUAAAAAGAUUGAUACGCUUGGACCUCACUUUCAAUAGGAUUAGUGAGGAGAUUCCUUCUUCGAUUUGCCAGUCGAGUUCGCUUCAGUAUCUGAGCUUGGGUAAUAACAAUCUCUCUGGGAAUAUGCCACCAUGUGUUGGUAAUAUGACCAAUCUCGUUUAUCUAUACUUGAGCGGCAAUAAGUUACAAGGGCCGUUACCGCGCUCCCUAGUCAAGUGUGUGAACUUAUCGGUACUAUUUCUCGGUUACAAUAAGUUCGCUGAUAUAUUCCCACAUUGGCUGGAAGCACCACGACUAUAUGCCCUUGAUCUACGUGUCAACAGAUUUUAUGGUAGUAUCAACCUCACUGCCUUUGGACUCGUCUUCCCUGCUCUUGAGUACUUACUUAUUUCCUACAACAGUUUUACUGGACAGUGGCCCACAGAGGUUUUCUCAAACACCUCAUUGGCUGCGUUAGACUUGUCUUACAACGAGUUUGGAGGACCAAUUCCACUUCCAUCUCCCUUCACGUUUUUUUAUUGCAUUGCUGGCAAUAAUUUUACGGGAAAGAUCCCUUCUUUGAUAUGCGAUGCCAGCAAGCUCGAGCACCUCGACUUGUCAAAUAACAGCUUAACUGGUAGCAUGCCUCGGUGCUUAACAAAUUUCAGCAUCGAUCUGUCAAUUUUCAACUUGCGAAUGAAUCGCCUUGAGGGCACAAUUCCUCAAUCAUUUUCUUGGAGAAAUAGCUUGGCGACUCUUGACUUGAGUCAAAAUCGGUUGGAAGGCACAUUGCCCCGGUCCCUCAUCAGAUGUGAUUAUUUGGAAAUUCUGGAUCUCGGUAACAAUCGCAUAGAGGAUGGAUUCCCAGGAUGGUUGGGUACACUCCCAGAACUAAAAGUUCUCGUUUUGAGAUCCAACAAUUUCAAGGAUAAUUUGGAUUUACCUAUGGGAGCUCACCUCUUCUCCAAGUUGCGCAUUUUGGACCUAUCCGACAACAACUUUGGCGGUCCUUUGCCAUCCAAUUUGAUAAUGCACCUUGAAGCCAUGAUGAAUAGCGAAAAUGACCAAAGCAAUUCAUUGUAUAUGACACGGUUUUUCGGAAGGGUGGUAGGAUAUGAAAAUUCAGUCAUCAUAAGCAUAAAGGGGCAGAUUCAGCUACUGGUCUCCUUGACCGUCUUCACAAUCAUUGACUUGUCGCACAAUUCUUUUGAAGGGGAUAUCCCAGGAGUUAUUGGACAUCUUCACUCUCUCAUAGGGCUCAACCUUUCUCAUAAUCACCUUACUGGUUCCAUCCCCGAUAGUCUAUGGAAUUUGACCAAUCUUGAAUGGCUUGAUCUUUCUUCGAACAAGCUUGGUGGUGUAAUUUCUAGGAAAUUGGGAGAUUUGGCAUCCCUUGGGUACUUAAACCUCUCGAAGAACCAACUCACUGGUCGAAUUCCUCAAGAUAAGCAUUCGAGCACAUUUUCAAGCGACUCAUUUGGUGGGAAUCCAGGAUUAUGUGGAACUCCGUUGCCUAAAGCAUGCCUUGACGAUGCUCACCCUCCUCCACCAAGUAUCAACCGGAAAGGGUAUGAGAACUGGAUCGAACAGAAUGUAUUGUGGGUAGGUUAUGCAACUGGAAUUGUAAUUGGGAUUUCCAUAGCGUACAUUACAUUUGAAACAGGAAGGCCCAAAUGGCUCGCGCGACGUGUGAGAAUGCUGGAGAGAAGAGCAACUGAGUGGAUGGAGAAGCCAAAGCAGAAGGCCAUCAAGUUUCAUGGACAAUGA
Rhodamnia argentea is the source of this 2337-nucleotide messenger RNA. RefSeq names its product receptor-like protein 6. NCBI's taxonomy places the organism in Eukaryota, Viridiplantae, Streptophyta, Magnoliopsida, Myrtales, Myrtaceae. Gene Ontology annotation, molecular function: protein binding. Bases 1 to 2337 code for a protein of 778 amino acids. The transcript has a single exon. The record is from RefSeq and is a predicted model, not a curated record.